Molecule: messenger RNA, 1521 nt
Organism: Malassezia globosa CBS 7966
Lineage: Eukaryota; Fungi; Basidiomycota; Malasseziomycetes; Malasseziales; Malasseziaceae
Exons: 3
Coding region: 1-1521 (506 amino acids)
Biological process (GO): endocytic recycling; retrograde transport, endosome to Golgi; Golgi to vacuole transport
Cellular component (GO): GARP complex
Molecular function (GO): syntaxin binding
Source: RefSeq, a predicted model, not a curated record
AUGGAAACAACCGCUGCACUUGCGCCGGCGCUCGCGGAAGCAACACGCACGUCAGGUAAGGGCAUUGCAGAGACGUGCAGCGAUGCGAUCCAGCGCAUGGAUCAUGGACAGGACGCCGUCAUGCAGGCACGCAUGCCCGAGCUUUAUGCACUGGCGGAGCAAGUGACUUCUUCUCGUGCAAGCCUUGCCAAGAUUCGGACCGACAUCGAACGGUUUCACACACAGUUACAUACAGCGUCUGAGCAUAUCGGGAAACUGCAGGACCGCUCCAAUACUCUGAAUGAACAUUUGUCGGAACAGGAGACAAACGCAUCCACACUGACAAAAUGGAUCGAAGGCGCUGUGAUUGCUCCGUCGACCGUGCGCCUCUUGCGCGAUACAAAUGUUGACGACAACUUUCACGGCUGGGUCAAGGCGGUCCAUAUGAUUGAACAUACGCUGCGAACGCUCAAUGAAUACGAAGCGACACAGGAUAGCACGGCUACGCCCGGUUCCGCUCGCGCACAGGCGCGCGAUGUGGCAGAACAGUGCAAAAACUUGGCGAUUGGGAAAAUCUACCCGUACUUGGUUCGUCUGUUCGAGCCGAUUCGCACUUCCGUCACGACAACGCUGCCGAUCCUCCAGUCAUCUGUUCUGUUGCCCCACAAUCAACCGCUGUAUCAGUUUCUCGCUAUGCACGCGCCACGUGUUGCGAUUGAAGUGCAACUCGCAUACAUCAAUGCAGCUCGUUUGUACUAUGAGACAGCCUUCCGCCGCUAUGUGCGUGAGUUGCGUCGUAUCUUGCAGCGGUGGAUUGAGCCAGCGUCGCUCGUCGCUUCUGCACACAAGCAUCCCGACGCGCAGUACGCAGCAGAAAGGCAGCAGUAUGCGCGUCCACUCACAGACGUAGCUGCAGUGCUUGCAUGCCAAAGUGAGGAUGUCAAUUUCAGAGCAAGUCCCGAGCACCUGUUCCACACACUGGCGCUUGUGUUUCUUGAUACGGCCUGCACAGAAUACGCAUUUCUUGCACGCUUCUUUGCCGGCACAGAAAUGCGCCAUGACGUGUAUGACGCAUCGGGUGUACCGACGUACAAUUUACUGAGCCUUUCUCCUGAGGAAGAACGUCUGCAUGAGUCAAUAGUGACCCGUGAGUCGUGGCUUCAAGUGAUGGAACCUGCUAUAUCCUACUUUUCCGAAUUCCAUGAUGCAGUGCUCAUGAUGCCCAGUGCACCUGUACUUCAACACUUGACUAUUUCAAACCUCACACAGUCGCUUCUCCGUGUGGCACAGUCUCGGCGGUGUCUCAUUCCAGAGCUGGAGUCAGUCUUGAUGCGCCAUGUGCUAGAGACAUGGCCGCUUGUUGCCAAGGGACUCGAUGCAGAAGUCGAUGCGCUCAAAGCCGUUGCUGUUGGCGCGCGACUUAGCGCAGCGCCGCGGUCGUCCGGCGCUGCUGGUUUCUUCGACCGCUGGAGUACUCUUGCUAUGACGACAGACUUGUCUCGUAUCAAUGCAAGUGAUGCUUUGCAUAAGUGGUCGCCGUAA